AUGUUGACAGUCAAAGAAAAUUUUGACAGAAAGUUCUCAAACCUUAAAGAAGGCAAAGCAUACAAACUUGUUAUACCUUAUGAACCAAAGAAGACAGACGACUAUGAAUAUUAUGAGUCUAAGAUAGUUGAAGUUCAAGGUAAAUUGGGUAAAAAGAUUUUAGAGUCUAAGCCAGUGUUUGCUCCUAAAGAGGAAGAGAACAUUGACAUUGACCCAGAAAUGUUCUAA
Molecule: messenger RNA, 228 nt
Organism: Trichomonas vaginalis G3
Lineage: Eukaryota; Parabasalia; Trichomonadida; Trichomonadidae
Product: protein of unknown function, DUF4108 family
Exons: 1
Coding region: 1-228 (75 amino acids)
Source: RefSeq, a predicted model, not a curated record